This is a messenger RNA of Halichondria panicea, 1751 nucleotides long. RefSeq lists its product as uncharacterized. NCBI's taxonomy places the organism in Eukaryota, Metazoa, Porifera, Demospongiae, Suberitida, Halichondriidae. The record is from RefSeq and is a predicted model, not a curated record. The transcript is spliced from 9 exons. The coding region runs from base 140 to 1585 and encodes 481 amino acids.
ACCACAUGUUUCCUGUGACCUCACAAAUGCAAAGUGCAGCUUUGUACUUUCUGUUACAUUGACCUGGACGUUCGAGCAGACUGCAGUACCACACACCAUACCAGUGAGUCUCCAAGUGAAGUAGAGUAACAUAUCACCAAUGGCCGACAUGGACAGGAGUUUGGCUUUAUAUCUCUGGCUCUUCCUUGUGUCUCUGUGUACAAGUGUGUGUGCAGUAGAUAUUCCAAAACCGGUGGAGAAACAAUGGUUUGUACUAAACCAACCUGCCACUGUGCGGUGUGGACUUUCUUCCACGCCUGACCAUUACUGGUGGUUGGGGACGGACAUUAAUAACCCGUUAUCCUUCAGGCGUCAUGGCAUCGGAAAUAACGGCUGUAUGGAUGGCUCUGUUUGUACCUUGCCGUACUCCAAUUUCAACUUAGAUCCAAACACCUACCUCUGCUGUACUGAAAAUGGAGCUAGCAGUAUUGUGAAUGCCGUAUCUGUUCAUUGUCAAGAGAUUGCAGUAUGUCCCCAAACACAAAUGUCGGUGCCAUUGGUAGUUGAGACAGACAGAACUGCGACAGCCUACAUUAAGAUUACUGCCAAACCACCUCCUAAUGUACUGCCAGAGAACUUGUUGGUUAUCAGCAUUGAGGGGGGUCAGAACAUCAACUUCACCUCUUCAAUCGUGACCCCUCGCCUGCUAAAAACAAACAAAGCUUUGGAGACCGUCUAUAAGUAUCAGUUUGAGGUAUCCCGUGAUCUCCUGGCGAGUUCAACUACCACCCUGAAGUUUGUACCUCGUAUUGAUGUCUCAUUAGAUUUACCGUCUGACUCGUCCUGUGAUACUGGUUUAAUUCAGCCACUCAGUGUCAAUGGUGUCAGCCUGCAAUUUUCAACAGAUCCACCGACAGCUGCACCUGAAACAACAACACCGGCGGCUCUUCUUUCAACAACAGAAGGUCUAAAAGAGGAGGAUACAUGCAUUCAUUUUUCCAUACCUUUUGGUACAUCCAUUUUCGCAUUUUUACUUGGACUGGUGAUUGGGCUUAUCACGUGCUGGACAUACUGGUGCACUAGGAACAAAAGAGUGAUGGUUGAUAUGAGCAAGCACACGGAUAACUUUUGCCCUGAGAAUUCAGUCAACAGAAAACUACCAAAUCUUCCGAUUUCAACUGGUCCUCCUUUUCAACUCCAUUUUUCUCCAAACUCACUGACUCAUCCGCCGCUCACUACUCAGCUGUCAACUGCCACGCCCACUCCCGAUGAAUCAGCACGUCUUCUUGCCGGGCAGACCCCUAACUAUCCGCCAAUGGAAAAGCAUCCAUUAAACCACGACCCGAUCCCCCCAUAUGCUACCAUGGAUCAGAUACGGUCAUCCGGCGGUUAUUCUCCACCUGAAACGAAUCACUUAACUAUCGACUGCAGAGGUGGCGGCUACCCCUCUCCAGUGGGAAACUCACCACCACCUCAGCAGAUGUUCCAGGACACGAUAUCAUCAGUUUCGCUACCAAGUGAUGGUUACAUGUCGCAUUACACCAAAGAAGGAGACGAAGUAAUCAUGACAUGGGAUGACCGCAAAGUUGAGACUGUUAAUGUGUAGCCAGAUCGACAUAGAACAAUUAUUAUAAUUAUAUUUAUCACCUCAUUAUACAAUGCAAGCAUAUAUUUGAUAUUCACCACUCCACUGCAUGUGUGUAUGUACUGUGUGUAUGUAAUUUUAUGUCAUGUGACCAUAGAUUGUGUGUGAUAAUUAUUUUUAAGAAUAA